AUGGCAUCCUCUUCACAGAAAGUCUCUGGAAACUUGACUGGGAUGGAACUAGUUCCUUAUGUGCCAAAUGCAAAAACGAAAAAUGAUGAUCAGGCCCUUCUAGCUAUAGAGCAACCUCCAGUUAUGAUCUCUCUCAUAAAACAGAACUCAAGGCGGCAUGCGAGAUCACGAGCACCUCAAGUUCCAGAUGAGAUAUCGUUCAAGCUUCCGCAAAAAUGUUACGCAAAUCUUUUCGUAUCAGCGGAGAAGAGAGAAGGAGAAGCAGGCUUAAGGAACAUACUUUGGUCUGCACCUGUAGAUUUCAGACUUCCAGAGAACAAUAUGAAUCAGAUACUGAAAAGAGAUGAGGAUGUGAGAUCGACUUACGGUGUGGGGCCUUUGCCGUUGACUGAACGAUUAGCAGGGUGGAAAGUUGAAAAACGACAGCGCCCCCGUCUUGAAAGAUAUGAUAAGUUUUUCUACCACAAGUCAGGAGGGCAGUUUCGAACUUUUCCGGAAGUGGUGAGAUUCAUCAACCACGCUUCUUUGCCGAAAAGGGCGCCACAGCGAAUUAAGGCCCAAAACCAAAGCGUUUUGGCUCUGGAGGCACCUGGAUCAGAACCAUCACAAGCAGCCUCACUUAAGAGAACAAGACCACUUCCUAUUUCCAUUGGAAGCACUUCCAAUCGAUUAAAGUAUGGCACGAAAAACAAGGGUUUACGGUCUUGGGCCAACGAUUGGAAGGAUCAUCGUAAGCUCCCGGAUUCGACCAACGGGACUCGAUCGGCUUUCUUUGCCGGUAAUAGAUCGCCGCAGGUGUGUUUCACGCUUCAGAUGGUCGUGGAGUGUUUGGAGAGAGAUAAAAGAAGAUGUGCGAUUCCUAUUUCCAUUGGAAGCACCGAGCGAUUAAACUACGGCACGAAAAACAAGGGUUUACGAUCUUCAGCCAAUGGUUUCUCUGUCGGUAAUAAGUCGUCGCAGGCGUGUUUCACGCUUCAGAUGGUCACGGAGUUUUUGGAGAGAGAUAAAAAAAGACGCGCGGAUAAGAACCUCCGACACUAUGACAAGCAGAAGGAAAAGGAAAAGGAAACCGCCUCAUCGGAAGUCACUCCUCGUAUGACUCCCGAGCGGGGAAGAGAAGGUCUUCGUAGGUUCAACAAUGAAGAAUGCAAUAUGCCACAAGGAAAUCAGGCGAAUAUGAGGAAUGAGGAAGGUGAGAUCAGCAUCAUAAUCCUCUCGGACGACUCUGAACAAGAAAUUGAAGGAGAAACCAUUAUUCCGGAUUUGUUUAUCCCUGAUGAGGAUUGGGUUGGCCUUGAGGAUUUUGAAUAGUUGCAGGAUGCUGUCGAGCAGCUCUUUGCUGAGCGGGUGCAGAUCGGCCGUUCAUAUCGGCACAGACGGUUCAGAUCUAUUCUGAACGCAUACACAUCGAUCACAUACAAAUUUGAACACCGUCUAUAAGACCCGAGUCGUCGAUUGCCGAAAUGAGCGACUGGAUCGGCUACUCUACACCGCUCUACAGGGAUGCUCCCAUUCCAACUCACAGGAUUGCAAAAUGUUGUUCUAAUUUAUGUUUUCCUUCUUUUCAAAAAAUUUAUGUUUUCCUUCGAUGGAGUUUUUCUAUAUAACAUUAGUCUUGUUCUAAUUUAUGUUAUCAGGACUUAUUUU
Messenger RNA from Rhododendron vialii, 1647 nucleotides. RefSeq lists its product as uncharacterized. Gene Ontology annotation, molecular function: DNA binding. The record is from RefSeq and is a predicted model, not a curated record. The transcript is spliced from 7 exons. The coding region runs from base 1 to 1311 and encodes 436 amino acids. Lineage: Eukaryota; Viridiplantae; Streptophyta; Magnoliopsida; Ericales; Ericaceae.